This is a messenger RNA of Penicillium cinerascens, 348 nucleotides long. RefSeq lists its product as uncharacterized. The record is from RefSeq and is a predicted model, not a curated record. Bases 1 to 348 code for a protein of 115 amino acids. The transcript has 2 exons. NCBI's taxonomy places the organism in Eukaryota, Fungi, Ascomycota, Eurotiomycetes, Eurotiales, Aspergillaceae.
AUGGUGGAGCUGCUUGACAAUGCUGGGAUAGACGUGGUGGAGAGUGUAAUCUAUUUCCACGUCGACGACCCGCUGAAGGACGUAACGCAAGUCCCUUCAAGACUUCACAAGACCCUGCUGUUAAACCUGAGAGCCAGCGAGGUUGAUGACGGCAAUUUGUGCAUAAAAGCCUACGAAAUUUGUACUCAAUUUCUUACCCCGAGGCUCCCCGAGCGCUUGAGACCUCAAAAAACUGGGAGGCACUCGGAUUCUCUGACUCGCGUCCAUUUCCGUUGUCAGUCCCAGAAGAUACGGAUUGCAUCAGAAGGAAUGCAGACGUUUUGUAGCGGCCCAGAACCUGUAGCGUGA